CGAUCGCAUAUCGAUCACCACGACAACGAGACGCUCUCAAGCUUGAGGAGUCGGGAAUAAAUUAUAAAUUAUCUCCUUUUUUCAAGAUCAUGAUGUAAAUAUUGUACAUACCCAGCAUUCUAUAGUUCUGGUUUCAUAGAAGAAAAAUUUAAAAAAAAAAACACAAAAAAUGGAGCAUCAACUUACAAGGCAGAACACCCUUCCUGCAGAGCCCUUACCAGGAACAAAGAGUUUCCGUUCUGGUAGCGUGGGUAGCCUUGGAACAGAACUCACCGCUGGUACUAAGAGUCUACACAUCUUGGAUGAUGCUGAACGAAAAGACAAGGAAGAGCAAGAACUGAAUGAGAAAGUGGAAGCACUCUUAUUGGACAAAGUUAAGAAGGGAGACAAAGUUGCUACCUUCCAGCUUGGUCAGUUUUACUUUGAACAGGAGAGAUACAAGGAGGCUAAGAAAUACUUCUAUGACAUCAGAGAGAAUGAUCUACAAGCACAGUACCAGUUGGGUAUCAUAUACUUUGAUGGACUGGGCACAGAUAAAGAUAUGAAAAGGGGUUUUGAGUAUAUGAAGGGUGUUGCAGACUCUGAUGCUAAAUGGGCCCAGCAUCUGAUCCCCUGUGCCCAGUACAACAUAGGACGUGCCUAUUAUGAAGGAUGUGGGGUGAAGCAGUCAGACAGUGAAGCUGAGAGGUAUUGGAUCUUAGCAGCGGAUGAUGGUAAUCCCAAAGCCAGCAUCAAAGCUCAAACAGCUCUAGGAAUGUUCUACUGCAGAGAUGAAACAAAAGAUCUGAAAAAGGCUUUCUUCUGGCAUUCAGAGGCAACAGGGAAUGGGAGCCUGGAAUCACAAGGUGCUCUUGGGAUUUUGUAUGCUACAGGCCAGGGUUGCAAGAAAGACGUAGACUCUGCGUUUGAGUGCUUAAAGGAAUCUGCUGAGCGAGGGAAUGUAUAUUCCAUGGGUCAUUUAGUAGCUCACUAUUACUCCACCAAACUAUAUACAAAGGCAGCAGAACUUGCUGCAAGAUUAUCGCAGGUUGAUAACUUCCAGGAGAUAAGUAAAGCGACGGACUGUUUACCUGUGUUCCUAGCAAAGGGCGUGGCUAUGGGAUGCUUUUACUACGCCAGGUGUCUUCAUCUUGGUCAUGGGGUCAAGAAAGAUAAAGAUCUGGCACAACAUUACUACUCAAGAGCCUUUCAGUUUGAUGGUGGGACCACACAAAGAUUACAGAAUAUGGUUACGCAUGGACAGAUAUAAAUAAUAUAAUAUGGUUACGCAUGGACUGAUAUAAACAAUAUAAAGCAAGCAUAAGAUAGGGGAUGUUAUGUCUCAUCUGUAUAGCAUACUCUAACUUGUCUGCUCCAUACAAUCCACUUUUAAGCUUCUUUAUACAGUAAAAUAAGCAUUGAAAGUUAGUGGAUAUAUGUGUUUCAUUGUGUUUUCUUUUCAAAGAUACUCUCACUUUCCACGCAAAGAUUUUUACAUUGUCAGUGCCUUAUACUGUACUUGUGGAUCUGAGAAUGGCAAACAAACACAAAACAUGAACAAAUAUUAUAAAGAUUAAGUCAAUGAAUGAACAGAGCAAUACCCAGUCCUACAUUAUGCAUUUUCAUAUUAUAGAGCCUUAGGAACAAGCUUUUUGAAGAUCAAAUCAAAGAAUAAGCAAACAAAGCAAUAUAUGAACAUCUAUAUUCAAAGUGCCUAUCUAGCAAUGGUGUUAUUUACAGUAUUUAAGAGACUUUAAUGUAAAGUAUAGAAUUACAUUAUAUCACAGCUUUGCUACACAAGUCUGAGAUAACACUUGGUAUUUAUAUACAUUUGAUGUAAAAUUGUCUUUUUACUAUUCAACACUGACACUACAUGUAUGACAAUGCACAUCCAAAAUUGUAGAGCUUCUUUCCAAAGGGGUUCUAUUUUUCAUCGAAUUUCAUUUAUUGGCCUAACUAGUAGCUUGAGGAGAUGACAGCAAGGAAAUUUGAAAUUCCCAUGAAAAACUAUUGAGAAAUAGCCUAGAAAAAAGGAACUUUAUUUUCAAAAUUCACUGCCCUGUGCAUUUAAAAUGCCCUUACAACCUGAACAUAAGCAUUUUUUUUUGUUGAUGAACGGUAUUCAUAAACUACAUUUAGUGUUGUGCAAUUCGAGCAUCUAGAUAUGUAUCAAAGUUUAUCUUAAUUGUUCAGAGAUUUUUUUUUCGGUGGGGGGGGGAGUUUAUUUUCCCAACUUCCAAAGCUUUACCUUGAUAAAAAAAAGUACUCCUGGUGAGAAUUUCAUGAGAAUUUUUGGUCAGUGAUUUUCACCUGCUAAUAUGCACUCAAUGAUUUACAGUAGUUUAUAACAAUAAUAAAUAAGUGACACUUCUGGAUUAUUUAGGCCUUUUCACAUGUGAAUCUUCAUUGAAAUAAUGAUUGCAAUUCAUCUUUAGAAUCAUCAAACCUUUCACACAAAAAUUGUACUGUAAUUUGAGUGAAACUUAACUGGAAUUCACCUGUGGAAUAGAAUUUGAAUUUGUGAUUGUGAUUAGUGUUCGUGAUUCUAGUUUGGUUUCACACGUGCUAAAAAUUUGUCAUUAGCCUUAUUUUUUACUGGAAUCAUCAUUCAAAUUACCAAUUUGUUUUUUACUGUGUGAAAGGGCGGUUUGUUUCAUGAAAUGCUCCUCAGAUCUCAUUCCUGCCUGGCAGACUCAGCAUGCCUGAUAUAUGAAUUCAUUUGUUGGCAUUACGUGGUGUGUUUGUGAUCUCGGGGAAAAAAGCUGCACUGAUGCUAUUGUCUCUUAUUAUCUCCUUAGUGAUUGACAUUCAUUUUUAUGUGGAUGCAUUGUUUGAGUUUUCCUUUUCAGAAAGUACCUUCUUUCCAAAUCAUUUGAAUAAUGAAACAUAUUCAGAUAUUAUAUGAAUAAAAUGUAAGUUAUCUGCAUCUGUUUAAUAUCAAGAAUCAACUUGCUUUUUGUUGAAGGGAACCUUUGAAAAACAAAUCUUAUGAACUUCCCCAUUCAUACCUUGCUGAACUUUUAUUGCCUUCUUCACCCAGAAAAAACAACAAUUUGGACUGUGUUCUUAUUUUACACUUGAUUGUCUUGUGUUUGUGCAAAAAAAUAAUUUCUGAAUUAUCACAGCUAUUGAAUUUUAUAUGUUAUAAAUAUAUUAGAUAUGAAUACAUGUGUAUUUAUCAUGUUUAUGAAAUACAGUGUAAAAACAAGCAAUAAUCUUAAUGGUAUUUAUUUGAAGUUGAUAUAUAUAUGAAAGAGAAUUAAAGGGUAUUUUCUAUUUCUCUGCAAAUAUGAUUAAUGAACAGUAGAUAACACAGCACAAUAUGUAACUUCCUCCUUUUUCAAAAAAGUUUUUUACAGGAACUGUUUUUAGCAGAACAUUAGGCUGUGAUGUUGCUACCUUUACGAGUUAACUUGAUUUUGAAAAUGAUAUUGAUCCAUCAAAUAAUGCAUGGAUGAGUGCACAUUAAACCAAAAAUGUCAUUUUCCAAAAGUUUUAUGGGGGAUUUGUGAGCCAGAGUUUUUGAGCUAUCCUAUGACUCCUGUCCAUCAUGACAUAUUUUUAUUUACAAUUUUGACAUUUCAAUGAGCUCAAUCAAAUGAUUUUCAUCUUUUAUUUUUUUAAAUUGAGAAUUCGAUGAAAAUUCAUUGAUGUUUGGAGGUGAAAUCUAACAACAAUUUCAAUUUUGUAAAUGACCUAGUUGUUUUCAUAAAUUUCAAAAUUGUACAAACAAGCAUUUUUUACAUUAAACUAAUUGUCUGAAUGAAGGGAAGCAUUUUUUUCUGUUAAUUAAGAAUAAGUAAUGACCCAUGUAACAUUUUGAAAAGUGGCAAUUUGAUUUCAAUGCAUGUUAACUCAUGCUAGACCCAAAUGAUGGGAUUUCCAAUUAGUCAAUAUUUGUAGAAGACUCCUGUAAAAUUGUUUUGCUCAAACCUGUAACAUGAAUUGGUUAUGAUACUUUUGUAAAAGGAAGAGUUAGUUUUCAUGUGUGUGUAUGAGAACAAAAUUAUUGAAUUUGGAGGUAGACUUUACCAGAGUAAAAAUUUUGUGAAGUAUCCAGUCCAAACACAACUUAAUUGUAAUUCAAACAUGCUUUGACUUGGGAAGAAUGAUCUAUUUUUUGUAGCAUUGUAUAAAUUAAUCUGUACAUUAAAAGAUUCUGAUAACUUAUUGAAAAAUGA
Messenger RNA from Lytechinus variegatus (green sea urchin), 4160 nucleotides. It is a transcript of the gene lrp2bp, whose product is annotated as LRP2-binding protein-like. Gene Ontology annotation, molecular function: protein binding. The coding region runs from base 170 to 1249 and encodes 359 amino acids. The record is from RefSeq and is a predicted model, not a curated record. The transcript is spliced from 9 exons. NCBI's taxonomy places the organism in Eukaryota, Metazoa, Echinodermata, Echinoidea, Temnopleuroida, Toxopneustidae.